This is a messenger RNA of Schistosoma spindalis, 989 nucleotides long. NCBI's taxonomy places the organism in Eukaryota, Metazoa, Platyhelminthes, Trematoda, Strigeidida, Schistosomatidae. The record is from the annotation of a GenBank genome assembly.
AUGUUAUUAGAAGCAAACUUAGAAUAUCGUAUACAAAAUGGUUAUCCAGUAAAUCCUGGUGAAUUUCCAAUGAUUGUAUUAUUACUUGGUAAUACACAUUUAUGUACUGGAACAAUUAUAGCACCUGAUAAAAUUUUAACAGCUGGACAUUGUGCAUGUGGUGAUCCAACAUAUGAAGUUCAUGCAAAUUUAACCCAUAUUGAUGAACGAUUUUCACCUUAUACACAAUUUCGAUUAGGUACACAUUUUAAUUAUCCUAUAACUUAUAAAAAUCAAUGUCAUCAACUUAAUAAUGGUUUAAUUGAUAAUCAUGAUGAAUUUGGUGGUUCACCUGAUAUAUCUAUUUUAACAUUGAAUAAAAAAUUUAAUCUUAUUAAAGGAUGGAUUGAAAUUGGAUCAUUAAAUUAUAAUUAUUCUAUAAAUAAUAUAAGUGAAAAAAAUGAUGAUUUUUUUGUAUUAGGUUUUGGUGAAGAUAAAUCAAUUGAAAAUUCAAUGGGUCAAUUACGUUUAGGUAUAUUAAAAUUAGAUGAAUGUCCAAAACAUAUUAAAAUACCAACUAAUGGAGCGAUUUGUUCUAAUAUUAAUCGUAAUCAUCAAGGACCAGAUAUUGGUGAUAGUGGAGGUCCUAUAUUUGAUAUAAAUGGACGUGUUAUUGGUAUUACAUCAAUAGCUGGAAAUGGUUGGUAUGUAUUUUCAAGUGUUACUACACACAAAACAUUUAUUCAACAACAUUUAUAUAAUGAUACUAAUAAUUCAACUAGUGGUGAUAAUAAUAGUAUGAACUAUUUUAAUUCAACAGAUCUUUCAUAAUUUUCUUGCUCUUCUGAAGUGUUGACAUUUUCUUUUAAUAAAAAUCUUUUUUUUUCCGAGUAUAUGAUGUAAGUAAAUAGUUCAUUAUGAUAUAAAUACAAUACUUUUGUGUAUUGAAAUUAAAACAAAAUCUUAUGAAAAAUAAUCUGGUAUAUAUUCUAUUAAUUUUUGUAGACUAU